AAUUUAGAUUUUGAGAUAUGUUUCAUUUAAUUGAAGCCCAGAAAACAGAGAAUUUGUAGGUGGCACAACUCAGGAGUGGAAAUCCCAUUUGGCAGUUAAAGAAUGGCAUUCUUUAUCUUUGUAAAGCACAGCAGGAAUCUCCACCCGCAUACUCACCAUUCGAAAUCACACAACAGGUAAAAAAAAAAGUGACCACUUUCCCGUCUUUUCCCUUUUAAUUUUCUUCCUCAAAACUUUGUCUCUCUUCUCUGAAUUUUCCUUCUUCUCUGUACCAACAAAUUAAACCCCAUACCAUACCAAUUUAGUUUUCCCAUUUCAUCAUGCAAGUAGAAAACCGAAACAUGACUCUCAAAAAAUGCUUCGUCUUCCUCGAGAAAGUGUCUGAUUUCUUCGUUCUCUUCGCUCGGGCUGGCCUCCUCCUCUGCCUCGUUGCGUCUAUGUCACUCGCCCUCCACUCCGCUUUCACCACCCGCUCCCGCCGGUUCGUUCUCCCGGACCGCGCCCGACUCGUCGUCUCCGAGCCGGACCACAAAUCCACCCCCGCCACCAGCAUCUCGCACGUCGUGUUCGGAAUCGGCGCGUCGGUUCGCACGUGGCGGGAUCGCAGCCUGUACACGCAUCUCUGGUGGGACCCGAACCGGACACGUGGGUUCGUCUGGCUGGACGAAGAACCCACAGAAAACCAACUCCGGCCGGGGAAUCGGGUCCCGUAUCGGGUGUCGGAGAGGUGCCGGGGGGCGGGGUACUCGUGUGGGGCGGCGGCGGCGGUUCGAAUCGCGAGAAUAGUAGUGGAGAGUUACAAAUUGGGACUGGAAAACGUGAGAUGGUUCGUGAUGGGAGACGACGAUACGGUAUUUUUUACUCACAACUUGGUUUCGGUGUUGGGGAAAUACGAUCACAAUGAGAUGUACUACAUUGGCGCCAACUCCGAGAGCGUGGAGCAGGACCAGGUUCACACCUACGAGAUGGCCUUCGGCGGCGGAGGAUUUGCGAUCAGUUACCCACUCGCGGCGCGACUGGUCAACGCCAUGGACGGCUGUCUUCAACGCUACGCUAAUUUCUACGGCUCUGAUCAGAGGGUGUGGGCAUGUGUCGCCGAAUUCGGGGUUCCACUCACCAUACACCGUGGCUUUCACCAGUUUGAUGUUAGAGGUAACCCAUAUGGGAUUUUGGCUGCGCAUCCAUUGGCGCCACUUGUAUCGCUCCAUCACCUUGACCAUGUGGAGCCUUUGUUUCCUAACCGAACUAGGAUUGAUUCAUUGACGUCACUUAUGCGAGCAUACCAAAUUGACCCGAAUCGAAUUCUUCAGCAAAGUUUCUGCUACGAUAGACGGAAAAAAUGGUCCAUCUCCAUCGCAUGGGGCUACACUGUUCAGAUAAGCUCUUUCCUGGAGACAGCCAAGGACUUGCAGACUCCAUUACGGACGUUCAAGACGUGGAGGAGCUGGAGCAAUGGGCCUUUCACCUUCAAUACACGAGCCGUGAGUUCUGACCCGUGCAGGCGACCUGUUGUUUAUUUUCUGAAUCGUGUUCAGGAGGUGCAGACAAGGGGUACUCAAACCCGAUACGAGAGGUUUGUAGCCAAGGAAGAGAAAGUAUGUGAGACAGCUGAUUACGCUCAUGUAAUGGCAGUUAAAGAAGUUACUGUCUCCUCAAUGAAGAUGGACGCUGAGCUUUGGAAGAAGGCACCACAAAGACAGUGUUGUGAGAUUAUGGAUCGAGGAAGCGAUGACAGUAUUUGGAUCAGGAUUAGAAAGUGCAGGAAGAGGGAAACAAUUACCAUAUAGAUUCUAAAUUUUGUAAGAAUUUUUUCCUAGUUUGAAUUGAGUUUUAGGCCCGAGAAUAAUGAUGGCUGAUUGCCCGUCUUGUAAAUAUCACAGUUAUAAUACUCACAGAUAGAAAGAUUUAUGUAUAUUUAGCAGGACCAGAUUCUUUUUA
Momordica charantia (bitter melon) is the source of this 1938-nucleotide messenger RNA. RefSeq lists its product as uncharacterized. The record is from RefSeq and is a predicted model, not a curated record. NCBI's taxonomy places the organism in Eukaryota, Viridiplantae, Streptophyta, Magnoliopsida, Cucurbitales, Cucurbitaceae.